Molecule: messenger RNA, 3094 nt
Organism: Juglans regia (Persian walnut)
Lineage: Eukaryota; Viridiplantae; Streptophyta; Magnoliopsida; Fagales; Juglandaceae
Exons: 15
Coding region: 353-2746 (797 amino acids)
Molecular function (GO): glycosyltransferase activity
Source: RefSeq, a predicted model, not a curated record
UUGUUUCGACCCUUCUAUCCCUGUACCCUUCUCAGAUCCCAUUUUUCCCAAUUUUAAAUCUUUAGCUUCGAUAUAUUUUAAUCUGGGUGAGAACUCAGAGCACGUUCAAGUCAAUUGGGAAUCUCUCUCUGUCCGACUCUCUCUCUCUCUCUCUCGCUGAAAUCUCAAUAUUUCAUCGAUUUCUUUUCCAGAUUCGUGGGCUUCUCUUUCAUCGAUUUCACGUUUUGGGUCCUUCAAUUUCGGAAUUCUUCAUAUGACAAAAGGGUGCUUAUAUAGGGAUUAAAGUGAAGAAGAAGGAUUGCUUUGUGUAAAAUUUGGACAGAUAAAUCUGGCUGGGUUUAUCACGGAAUAGAUGUUUAUGGAUAUGUUCUCUGUUCAGAAGUGGAAAUGCUCAUGGUCUUUGAUAGCAGCAAUUGCUUCUAUUGUGGCAUUAGUUUCCGUAGUUCAUCUAUUCCUGUUUCCUUUGGGGCCUUCUUUUGAUUACUUCAAGCAAGCUCAAAACGCUUGUGUCCCGGUUAAUGGAUCAUCCGAGGCAACAACCAACCAUGUUAGGGAAGAUCUACAGCCGACAGCUGAUUUAGAUCAAAGGUUUCCAGCUGACUUGCAUAAGGGGGUUGUCUACCGUGGUGCACCAUGGAAGGCUGAGAUUGGACAGUGGCUUUCUGGUUGUGAUUCAGUUACCAAAGAAGUCAGCAUUGCUGAGAUAAUAUGUGGCAGUAUCUGUGAAAAAGACUGUAGCGGUCAUGGGGUCUGUAAUCGUGAAUUGGGACAAUGCCGGUGCUUUCAUGGAUAUAGUGGAGAAGAAUGCUCCAAAAGACAACAGUUGAAAUGCAACUACCCACAAUCACCAGAACAACCAUAUGGGCGAUGGGUUGUCUCAAUAUGCCCCACUUAUUGUGACCCUACACGAGCAAUGUGCUUCUGUGGAGAAGGCUCAAAAUACCCAAAUCGUCCAGUGCCUGAGGCCUGUGGGUUUAACAUAAACUUACCUUCUGAACCUGGUGCUCCCAAACUGACUGAUUGGACAAAAGCUGACCUUGAUAAUAUUUUUACGACCAAUGGUAGCAAACCAGGAUGGUGUAAUGUGGACCCAUCUGAAGCAUAUGCUAACAAGGUGCAAUUCAAAGAGGAAUGUGACUGCAAAUAUGAUGGUCUCUGGGGGCGAUUCUGUGAAGUUCCUGUUCUAUGUACUUGUAUUAAUCAAUGCUCUGGACAUGGGCAUUGCCGUGGUGGAUUUUGUCAAUGCGACAAUGGAUGGUAUGGAAUAGAUUGCAGCAUUCCAUCUGUUGUGUCUUCUAUCAGAGAGUGGCCUCAAUGGCUUCGACCAGCUCAGUUUAAUGUUCCUGAUCAUGCACACCUCACAGCGAAGAUUGUCAAUCUCAAUGCCCUGGUGAAAAAGAAAAGGCCCCUUAUUUAUGUUUAUGACUUGCCCCCAAGUUUCAACAGCCUUCUUCUUGAGGGUCGCCAUUUUAAGUUCGAGUGUGUAAACAGAAUAUAUGAUGACAAGAAUGCAACAUUGUGGACAGAUCAGCUGUAUGGUGCCCAGAUGGCACUGUAUGAAAGCAUCUUAGCGAGUCCACAUAGAACACUGAAUGGUGAAGAAGCAGAUUUUUUCUUUGUUCCUGUGCUUGAUGCAUGCAUAAUAACUCGUGCUGAUGAUGCUCCUCACUUGAGCAUGGAGGAGCAUAUGGGCUUGAGGAGUUCUCUCACUCUGGAAUUUUAUAAGAAUGCCUACGAUCACAUUGUCGAGAAAUAUCCUUACUGGAAUCGCUCAUCAGGAAGAGACCAUAUUUGGUUCUUUUCCUGGGAUGAAGGUGCUUGCUAUGCCCCUAAGGAGAUAUGGAGUAGCAUGAUGUUGGUCCACUGGGGUAACACAAACUCAAAGCAUAACCAUUCAACAACAGCCUAUUGGGCUGAUAACUGGGAUAGAAUUCCUUCCAGUCGAAGAGGCAACCACCCAUGCUUUGAACCUGAGAAAGAUCUUGUGCUGCCUGCUUGGAAACGUCCGGAUGGUUUUGCAUUAGGCUCAAAAUUUUGGGCGAGGCCCCGAGAUAAGCGAAAGACACUGUUCUAUUUCAAUGGAAAUCUAGGACCAGCUUACCUAAAUGGAAGGCCGGAAGCUUCGUAUAGUAUGGGUAUUAGACAAAAAAUAGCAGAAGAGUUUGGAUCAAGCCCUAACAAGGAAGGCAAACUUGGGAAACAGCAUGCAGAAGAUGUGAUUGUAACACCACUACGUUCUGAAAAUUAUCACGAGGAUUUAGCCAGCUCUGUUUUCUGUGGGGUAUUUCCUGGAGAUGGUUGGAGCGGUCGAAUAGAAGAUAGUAUUCUGCAAGGGUGCAUUCCUGUGGUCAUUCAGGAUGGGAUUUUCCUGCCAUACGAGAAUGUGCUCAACUAUGAAAGCUUUGCUGUUCGGAUACACGAAGAUGAAAUUCCAAAUUUGAUAAAGAUUCUCCGGGGAUUCAACGAGACAGAAAUAGAAUAUAAGCUGGCCAAUGUACGGAAAAUCUGGCAGAGGUUCUUGUAUCGUGAUUCUAUUAUGCUUGAAGCUGAGAGGCAAAAAACAGCUUUUGGCCAUGUUGAGGACUGGGCAGUUGAUUUCUUGCAAUUAAUUGAAGACGAUGUCUUUGCCACAUUUAUACAGGCUUUGCAUUACAAGUUACAUAAUGACCCAUGGAGACGACAUGUACAUGUACAUCUAGAAAAAGAGUUUGGGUUACCUAGAGAAUGUUUGAUAGGAACCAACUGAGAGACUGCUGCUGCUGAAGGGCUCACAAGUUGAAAGCAUGAAGACAUGACCACUCUCAUUGGGAGUUCAGAUUCAUAGAAAGUACCUCAAAGCCUGUACAGAUGGUAGCAGCCAGUUAAAAGAGUGCCUGAAAACCAUUUCUCCGAUUGGUAUUUCAUUCAGAAACCAUUUUUCUGACAAGAGUUGGACUCAUACAGAAUUUCUUCUUCUUCCAGCAUACAUGUGAGAUACAUAUUUGCAUCUUGUUUCGGCUCAUUAUAUUCAGGAAAGUACUAAUAAGAAAAUUCAAUAAAAUCUUUGCUCAUUUCUUGUUUACAUGAAAAUAUAUGGAAUAAUAUGUCUAUUUUG